CUCCCUCUCUCUGCCCCCUUCUGUCCCAGUGUUUUGCACAGUUGAACUGUAGCAGGUGAUCAUCCUCUGAGCCACGAGCCCACAAACCCUCGAGUCCUGGAAUCCUCACGACCGUGUUCCCUCAAGAAGAGAAGGACAGUCAACCAUCAAUUGGAGUGACUGGCUCCCCAGUUCCAUCCGUCCAUCAUGACGUCUGAAUCCCUCCCUGACCGUCGAGCACUGAGAGAGGCAUUUGACCUCGAGAUCUACUCUUCCUCUGGCACUCCGCUGCGAUUUGGCUCCUUGUUCUACGAUUGCGAUGUCUAUCCGGCUGAAAAAAGAAUCCUCGUCGUCUUCAUCAGGCAUUUCUUCUGUGGGAAUUGUCAGGAAUACGUCCGCAGACUGUCUUCGGCUGAGUCGCCAUUCCAUCCCUCUCAAAAGCCACCGCAAUGCUGCACGUCAAUAGCCUCCACGAUGAACUUCUCGAAACCGGCGUCCCGUACGCUUCCCACAGUCAUAAUCAUUGGUCCUGGCCAACCUUCCUUGAUUGCGUCGUACAAGAACGUGACACAAUGUCCUUUCGACAUCUACGCCGACCCCUCAACGCGCCUCUACGAGCUCUUGGGAAUGUACCGCUCGCUGUCCCUAGGUCACAGAGCCCCCGGGUACAUUGAGCAUUCCCUCUUCAGCGGCGCGCUGAAAUCCGCCUGGCAGAUCGCCCGUCGUGUCGGCAACGGGGACGCCAUGAAUGGAGGAGACUGGGACGUCAACGGCGGCGAGUUUCUGUUUGUCAGGUCAGCAGCGCCCAGCAGACCCUCGACGGGUUUGAAAUCCUCUUCACCCUCGCGGUCAAGGUCGAGGUCAAGGAGUGCGCAGUCCCAAGACUGGGACGUUUCGUGGUGCCAUCGAAUGGCCAACUCUCGAGACCAUACCGAAGUCAUCAAUCUGCAGUACCACGCCUGCCUCCCAGAACUGUCAUCUCGAGCAAACUCGCGCGCUUCCUCGCCCGCACCGCUGAAGUCGAUUCUGGUCAAUGGCGGCCGAGCGCAUUCCAAGACCCUCUCGGGAAGCAGCUACUCGACCGAGCGUCUCGGUUCUUGUCCAGGUCCGGACAUCCCUAAAUCUCGCGAAGAAGUCCUUUUGAACCAACGCCUCGGCCGCCCGCACUCCAGAGGGCAUUCCAGAUCCAAGUCUCACCAUAGUCGACGAUCACGGAGCACGAGUGUCGGCUCCCAGUCGAACAAUCAAGUAAAACAAAAUCACAGGAGAGUGUGGUCAGGUGUCAGCAGUACAAGUGCAUCGCGGAUGGAUGGUGUAGCCAGUCCCAUCUCCGAGGUUGGAGAAGAGGACUUCAAACCAAGAAAGAGCUUCUCAGCCACAGUUGCAGAGAGCGUGGGGCUCAGCGCGCUCCUGAAGCGGUCGAGGUCAUUCUCGAGCCCGGCCCAGACGGACGCCACCUUUUCGGUGGUCGACGCGACCGGAGAAGCUGUAAUGGCGACUCCACCUCGCCCAAUCGACAGGACCAGUGCCUCUCGAUCAGAGGUGGAAUCAGAUACCAGUUCCUCUGCGGUCCGCAGCGAAUCUGAGUCUACGCAAAGGUUCAGAGAUGUCAUCCUGCCCUCCUCUUCCGCUGCCGCAUCUUUGCCUCUUUCCGAUACCCCUGCGCCAAAAUCUCGACGCGGACAUGCUCGAUCGAGAACAUUCUCCUUCUCCCGGCCAAGUCUUCCCUUGCGACGAAGAGCAGCAAGCCACAUCGAGAUGGACGAGAACGGCGUGAUGUUCGUGGACGGCGUGGAGUUUGUCAACGUCAUCAGUGUGAAGGCACGGAUCGAGGCUGGCAGUGCACGAGAUCAGAGAAGAGAAAGGGCAGACAGCGGGCUGGGUAUGGAAGUCGAGACGGGAAAUGAAAAGGGAGCCCAGAGAAACGAUAUCAAGACAGAUGUCCCAGACAAGAAGAAGUAUUCCGUCUUGACUACUCUGCCAGAGAUUCGUGGUCUGGCCCGACAAGAUGGGGGAAAGAUUGAUACUGCCUGAUUGGUUUCUUUGGGCUGGCGAAGCCAGAUUUCGCUCGACGAGAAUUCACUAAUGCCCAGACCAAAGCGUUGUCGGGAUGCACCGGCAAGUGCGGAUUAUAGACGGGUUAUACUUCAAAUUUGUAUUGGGAGUGAAACCUGCGGCGAGGCCGCAAUUGAAUAGCUGAUUGCAGCGAAAUGAGCCGGGUGAUAGUCAACAUUAACGUUUUAACGCUAUGUCGUAUCCAUCAUCCCCGUACUUGAAUGAGGACAUCUAUGA
Messenger RNA from Cladophialophora immunda, 2271 nucleotides. RefSeq lists its product as uncharacterized. The transcript has a single exon. The record is from RefSeq and is a predicted model, not a curated record. The coding region runs from base 187 to 2013 and encodes 608 amino acids. Lineage: Eukaryota; Fungi; Ascomycota; Eurotiomycetes; Chaetothyriales; Herpotrichiellaceae.